AUGGCGGAGGAAGGCGCCUGCCGCGCCGUGCCUCGCCUGCCCUGGGCGACCAUCCUGCGCGCGAUCGUGCUCCUCUUUCUGCUUGGGGUGACGAUCUACUGCUGCUUCUGCAGACAGCCGCCUGAGCAACCUGGGUGGGACGUAGCUGAGCUCCACUUGAAUCUCACGGGUCCCAGGCAGGACUCUGGGCUUCCCUGGAAAGCAGGCCCAGCCUUGGGCCGCUCCUUCCUGCAUGGACCAGAGUUAGACAAUGGGCAGGUGCGUGUCCAUCGUGAAGGCAUCUACAGACUGCACAUUCAGGUGACACUAACCAACUGCUCCUCUGCAUGGACCACCACACCACGAAAGGCCACCCUGGUCGUGGGUAUCUGCUCGCCCACAACCCACAGCAUCAGUCUGCUGCGUCUGAACUUUGGCCAGGGCUGUACUGUCUCCUCCCAGCGCCUCACGCCCCUGGCUCGUGGGGACACCCUUUGUACCAACCUCACCUUGUCGCUGCUACCUUCCCAAAAUGCUGAUGAGACCUUCUUUGGCCUUCAGUGGGUCCAUCCUUAA
Castor canadensis (American beaver) is the source of this 555-nucleotide messenger RNA. It is a transcript of the gene Cd70, whose product is annotated as CD70 molecule. Gene Ontology annotation, molecular function: tumor necrosis factor receptor binding. NCBI's taxonomy places the organism in Eukaryota, Metazoa, Chordata, Mammalia, Rodentia, Castoridae. Gene Ontology annotation, biological process: tumor necrosis factor-mediated signaling pathway; immune response. Gene Ontology annotation, cellular component: plasma membrane; extracellular exosome. The record is from RefSeq and is a predicted model, not a curated record.